AUGUCUGCCGCCACCAUGGGCAGCUCGUCCAAGAAGGCGCCCUUGAGCCUCGAGCAUCACUUCUCUGAGGUAACCAAGAGGCGUGAGCCUAGCAAGAUGAAGGAGUAUUACAAGUACUUUGAGAUUCCUGGCAUUGGGAACCUAGCUGGUGGUCUGCCGCAUUCGAGCCUGUUUCCGUUCGACACCCUCGAGGCACAGGCGGCGAAGCCCGAACGAUGGGAACCGUCUCCGAUCCCCGAUGAUGGCACCACCGGCAGCACCAGUACCAGCACCAGCACCCUCCCGAUCCGGGGCACCGCCGCCGCCGCCGCCGCGGGCCAGGACAUGGAAAAAGACGUCAAGGCCUCCCGGCACGUCACCGUCCCCGGCACCGACGACGACCGCGACCCGCUCCGCCGCAUCGACGUCGCCACCGCCCUGCAGUACGGCACGGCCGAGGGGUACCCGCCCCUCCGAUCCUUCAUCCGCCAGUUCACGCGGGACCACCUGCACCCGGAUGUGCCGUACCUCGGCGGGCCCGAGGUGAUUCUCAGCUGCGGCGCGACCGACGGCUUCUCCAAGACGCUGGAGCUCAUCACGAACCCGUGGAGCCCCGCGAAAGACGCCGCGGCGGAACGGCCAGGUAUGCUGUGCGAGGUCUUUGUGUACAGCCAGGUCCUGUCGCAGGCGCUGCCGCGGGGCAUCCAGGUCGUGCCGGUCGAGAUGGACGACGGCGGCAUGAUUGCCAACGGGCCUGGCGGGUUGGAGGAGGUUUUGGCUGGGUGGGAUGAGAAGAAUGGCAAGAGGCCGCAUUUCAUUUACACCGUGACCAUGGGCCACAACCCGACCAGCGGUAUCUUGUCCGUGGAACGCCGCAAGGAGAUUUACGCCAUCGCCAGCAAGUACGAUGUCAUCAUUGUCGAGGACGACCCGUACUGGUACCUGCAGUACCCUUCCGCUGUCGUAGAGGAAGCCAAGUCGCGCGGCCUGGAGGUUUCUCCCUCUGCCGCUCGUCCGACUUACAAGCCCACCAAGUCUUCCGGCUACCAGUUCCUGGAUUCUUUGACCCCUUCGUUCCUCAGCAUCGACACGGAUGGCAGAGUCAUCCGCCUCGACACCUUUUCCAAGACCAUCGCGCCGGGAUGCCGCAUGGGUUGGAUCACGGCGCAGCCGGCCAUCAUUGAGCGCUUGCUGAGAAUCACCGAAGUCACCACCCAGCAACCCUCAGGCUUCGUGCAAUCCACUGUAGCAGAGCUCAUCAUGGGCGACCAACCCCCGGCCGCCCGCUCCGCCUUUGCCGCCCUCACCUCGCGCCAGAAGCAGACCUUUGAAGGCUGGAAGAUGGACGGCUGGGUCCGCUGGCUCGCCGGCCUCCGCGGCGUCUACGAGCGCCGCAUGAACCGCAUGUGCACCAUCCUCGACGAAGGGUCCAUCCAGCUCAAGCAGUCGACCCCGCGCAGCGCCGACGACGCCGACUGGGGCGUCGUGAGCAAGACGCAGCUCUACGAGUUUGCGUGGCCGCGCGGCGGCAUGUUCAUCUGGCUCAAGCUCCGGCUCGAGACGCACCCGCUGUGGAUGGCGACGGGCGGCGAGCGGAUCCCUUUGCUCGACGGGGAGAGGCUGUCAACGGCGCUCAUGUUUUUUGCGACCAAGAAGCCGUAUCGCGUGCUCGUGAGCCCCGGCCUCAUCUUCAGUGCCACGCCGGCGAUCCGGGCGGAGAGGGGAUGGGCUUACUUCCGGUUGUGUUUUGCUGCUGAGACGGAAGAGAAUGUGGACUUGUGCGCGCAGAGGUUGGCGGAUGCGAUUCAAAGGUUUUGGAGGAUCAAGAAGGUGGAGGAGGUGGAGGAUUUGCUUGGGGACUUCUUCCUGGCCCAGGGUAAAGAGGAGGAGCUUGAGGGGUUGGGCAACUUGGGUAGUCUGAUGGGAUGUUAA
This is a messenger RNA of Colletotrichum fioriniae, 1911 nucleotides long. RefSeq lists its product as uncharacterized. The record is from RefSeq and is a predicted model, not a curated record. NCBI's taxonomy places the organism in Eukaryota, Fungi, Ascomycota, Sordariomycetes, Glomerellales, Glomerellaceae. Gene Ontology annotation, biological process: biosynthetic process. Gene Ontology annotation, molecular function: transaminase activity; pyridoxal phosphate binding.